AAAUUUCUCUCCCUUCUCCUCGGCAAGCAUUGCAUCUGUAUUUUACUUCGGUAUUUUCAACGAUUUUGAUAUUUUUAGUUAAUUACAGUUUAUUUUAUAUCCAAUAAAAACUAUUAAUAUCUGUGAAUAAAAACUACGUUUUACUGAUUAAAAUUAUAUUAAUUAAUGAAAAUUAAGAAUUCCUCCCUAGGAUUCUAUUGUUCUACUUGUUUUCUAAUUAUGAGUUUAAUUUAAAAAGUUCUUGCCUACAUAAAAAUGCAUACCAACUUACCAAAAUUUAAAUCAUCCAUUACCUACCUACCAAAUUUAUGUGUAAAUCUGAGGAGUUAAUAGCCUGUACAAGUUUUGUCAUUAAAUUUUGGUGAUAUUAAUCAUGGAAUUAUCAAAUGUUAUGGAACUUGGAGAUGCAGCAUCUGAUAAUUUAUAUCCUGCACUUUUCCAAUGUUUUACAAUAAUAUUGUGUGGAUACAUCGCUGGCCGUCUAAAUAUUGUCUCAUCAACAGAGUCGAAAGGGAUUGCUACUUUUGUUGGCACAUUUGCUUUGCCCUCCCUAAUUUUCUUAUCACUGGCACGUCUUGACUUCACUACUGUUAAUUGGACAUUUCUUCUAGCUAUCCUUUUUGCUAAAGCACUUAUAUUUUUUGCUGUUAUCAUUGUAACUAUAUUUGUAUCAAAACCAAUCAACUUGGGGCGUGCUGGAAUCUUUGCAAUAUUUUGCACACAAAGCAAUGACUUUGCUCUUGGAUACCCAAUAAUCAAUGCAAUUUAUAAGGAGUCUCAUCCAGAAUAUGCCCAAUACCUAUAUUUGAUGGCUCCAAUAUCACUAGCAAUACUGAACCCUAUAGCUUUUGUUUUGAUGGAAAUAAAUAAACAGAGAGAGAAUACUCAGACUGUCACAGAUUCAACCAGAAAGGCAGAAGUUUGCAAGUUAUUAUUCAAACAAAUAAUUAAAGGAAUUGCUUUCAAUCCAGUUUUGGUCAUGACUGUAUUGGGAAUUAUAGGGGAUAUUGUGUUUAAGCACCAGCUUUCUAUAUACAUUGAAGGCCUACUCCAGGUAUUUGGACAAUCUUUCUCUGCUUCUGCUCUCUUUCUACUUGGCUUACGAAUGGUGGGUCAAAUCCAUCGUCUCAGAGGUCCAGCGUUGGUCUUGCCAUGUAUUUUGAUUAUGGUGAAAUUGAUAAUUUUACCAGUAGUCAUGAGGGAGUGUGUAAGUGUCAUGAAUGCAGGAGCCAAUGAAUCUGAGACAGUAUCUUUGUCAACAUACGCAUUUUUGUACGGAACAAUACCUACAGCACCUGCUGUUUUUGUGUUUUCCAACCUCUAUCAACUGGAAAUGGACUUGAUGGCGUCUUCAAUGGUCAUCUGUACUUUCUUAUCUGGACCCCUGAUGUUCCUCUCUGCUCAAGUAAUAUCAAUAAAUAAGGACUAUGCAGAUCAGCUCAAGAGAUUCGGUUUUGAUAUGUCAAUCGUGGUUUUGAUAGCCACUUUGUGGGUUUUGACAGUCUUCACAGUUACCAAAAAGUAUAAGCGUAUGCCUCACAGAUUGACUCUUUGCCUCCUUGUAUCUCAGAUUCUAUUGGCAGUCAGUGUGAUAUGGGGUGGUCCAUUAACCAGCUACACACCCUCCUGGGAAACUACCAUACAGGAGUCGCUCAGGAUAUUCAGCAUGUAUUCGUGCCUGCUAUGGACUUCUAUGCUUUCAGUUGGGUUGCUCAUGUUAGAGACUCGAGGGCCAUGUUUCGUGGUGACCAUAUGGCCUGUCUUGGGUUUCGUGGCAUGGGGCGCCCCAGGCGUAAUGGUUGCGAUAUUAUUGGCCACAAAACACAGCCCAGACCUGGACAGCAAGGCCUCUGACGCGAUACGCCUGUGUCUUCUGGUGUUCUGUUUGACAGUUUCCGUGGGUUGUUUGAUUGUGUACGUGCGAUUCCGCCGGCGCAGUGCGCAGUUCGCAUCUUUGUCUGCCGAGGUGUCGGGUUCGAGUCCGCCGGACGAGUCCACGAGUCUGGUGGAUAACGUUGAACCUAUAUCACACACGCAGUCCCUUUCCAACGGGUGCUAUGGGACCAUAACGGCCACACCAUCGCCCAGUAAAAACGCGAACGCCUGUUGUUCCGACGAUCCCAACUGCGAGAAUGGCUUGAUAGCCUCUCACGAUAUUGAGGAUAUAGCAAACAAGGAUUGCGCUUGCCCCGCGUCGCAGCAACAACGCUGCAAAUCUUCCAGCGAAGCUUGUGCAUAUCUCAACGAAUUAGAACGAGCGGCCAGCCAGCUGGGGCUCCUGCCGCCCGAACAGAGUCGGGGCCGAGGCGGGCAACUUCUCAAGCAUACCGUGCUGCUUAUCGUGAACAGUCUUAGCAUGUUCAUCGGAAUUACAUAUACGACAUGGCGGAUGAUGUUGAAAGACGAAAGCGGCGUGUUUAUAGAGAUUGAAUUUUUGGAUAUCGUUGCUAACUACGGCCAAGGUCUUGUACUAUUCAUCCUGUUUGGGCUGGACCCAGAAGAAAUUUUGAUACCUACAAUCAGAUUCAUCAAGAAAAAAUGGCAUGGAGCUGAUACCGUAAUCCUACCUUCGGUAGAUGACCUUAGUUUUGAAACUAAACAUGUGUGCGAUCAGUUCAUAACUCAUCACUUAGAACGCUGCAGGGAGGCUAUUGCUAAGGAUACAAGGUGGCGUAUGCGCACAUACCGUGGCGUAUUCCGCGGCUCGUGCCUCGUCCGUUGGCUGAUCAGCUGCGGGCUGGCCAAGGACGAGGCGGAAGCCGUAACGUAUGGCCGCCAUUUGCUGGACGGACGUCUCAUAGCGCACGUGAACAACGCCCACCACUUCACUAACUCCCCGCUGUUGUACACCUUCAACUGAACAUGCUAUUUUGUAAAAGUGUGAGUUAAAAGGGUAAUUAUAUAUUUCUUAUCUGUGUUAUCCGAUUUGGGUUAGAUGUUUGGGCUAAGGUCAUGAGGUCCAUCCUGAUCAAUAUCAUUUCAGCAGCCCGGUACUCAACUUCUUUACUAGAUAUAGAGCCUCAAAAAUAGGCUAUUUGACAAAGUUUUUAAAACUAUCUUAGGGUUUUUUUUUGUUAAUAAGAACCCUAAGAAACGUAAUUAAUAAAAAUGAUUAAGACUCUUUUAAGUCACACUGUACAAUCCUUUUUGAUAUUAAUAUUUUGACCAAUGAUACGCGCUUUCUAUUAACGGACCCGUAGAUUAAUAUUAAACUGACUAGUCUAAGUUGAAUUCACAAAUAUUAUUGUUGAUAAGUGUAAAGCUGUUAAAUGUCAUAUUGAUAAGUCAUAAAAAUAAUUUUUGUCGCUUGUGUUGCGAUACGAACUAUCUUGUAAUCGUUAUAGCAAACAUAUAAAUAUAUAAAAUUGGAUCAACAUAUUGUAUAAGAGUUUUAAUAGGUUUUAUCAAAACUAGGUAUUUCUAUAUUUACCUAAUAUCCCUACCACAUGGUACUUAGAAAAAGUAUUUAAAAAAUAUGAUACAAUUCUCGGUUUAUUCAAUCUUGUAGUAAAUAAGCAAAGUUCAUAACAUUCUUUCCGUAAAUUGAUUAAUGUGGCAUGAAUAGACUGAUAUGGAGUAUGGUAAUGAAUUUGGUAUAAGCAAGUCAUAGCUAUCCAUGACUUUAAAUUAUAUAUCUUUAUUAAAUUAUUCUUAAAAAUGCAGGUAUUAAAUUGUACACCAAUGUUACAUUGUGAUAAGUAAUGAAGUCAUGUUUAUUUUGAUACUUAUCAUUGUGAUUCAUACAAAUUCCAUUAAAAAUAUUUUUUUAAUGUAUAAUUUGUACUGAUCUACACCUAGUUAAUUUUCAGUUUUAAUUUUCUGUGGUUUUUCUGUUUAUUAACAUAAUUAUGAUCAUGUAAACCCUGUUUGAUACGCGCGUGUUUCACCGCCGCUAUGAUAAAUUAUUCGCUGUCACUGGGCCAACGCAUGGGGUUCACUACGGGCGCUUUCGACUUAUGCGUUUCGUGUCAGACCGCUACGGUGCCAAAGCGAUGCGUUAGACGUACAGCGCACGGACGAUCGAUCCUCUUUUUUCAACAAAACGGUCAGUGCGGCUACAGUGCGGCACCGGUACCGCGAACGCUCAACAACAGGACGACAUCGGUGCUGCUCUUUUACGGGGGAGUCGUUUUUUCUUAUCUUUGAUGAUUUUCAACAAGAGCGCUAACAGUAAUGUUUCUUCAUCAAAGUUCAUGGCUAGACUGAUGUCAAAUCACUAGGAUAAAAACGCUAAUAAUAUAUAACCAGCGGCACGUUAAGUGUGCGGCAGCGGUCCGACAAGAAACGAAUAAAUUGAAAGCGCCUACUUCACUAUCCUUGGCUGAAUUUUAUUAUAUUUGUUAGUAAUAAAACCUAACAUAGUCUGGAUUGAGUCAUCGAAUUAUUAGAAUUUGAAAUAAGUAGUUUUGUUAAUUACUAUUCCUAUAUACAGGAAGAUUAAUGUUACAUUAUAAACAUAUGAAUACACAUAUAUUUAUAUAUAUGUAAUUGAGUAAGGUAUAAUCAAAAUUCUUUGGUGCUUGUUUUAUUGAUACAAAGCUUUUGGUGCUGAAUGUCUUACAUUUUCAUACUGGAGUCAUUUUAUUAUAAGUUGCAUGUGAUGCAUUUUGUUAUGUAGAUAUGUAAGAUACUUUUUUUUUCAAUGUUAGGUACUUGGUACUUAAAUAUCCUUACUCAGAUAGUAAAACUUUGUCCAAUUGUAUAACAUGUACCUACGCGUUAAAUACAUAUGUAUGUAUAUUAAUAAGUAAAAACUGUAACAGAAGACGCAAGUUUUGAAAUAGGUAUGAAAAAGGUAUUUUCUUUGUUUUCAGUUUAACAUUAAAAGUGAAUUCUGUGCUGAUUUUACUCAUGUUUCAACGAUGGUCAUUUAAAGCUCUAUUUAAAAAGGCAAUGUAGCUUAACAGUUACAGUUGACAGUACGAACACCAAAUUUAACAGAGUUUGCUUUAAGUCAUAAACUAAUCAAGAGCUGUAGGUAUAUUUCUAAUUAAUGAUCUCAUACCAUAGGUACCAGUAAGACCAAUGUCAAAAUAAUGAGAACUGCUUCAGUGGUGUUAAAAUA
Messenger RNA from Amyelois transitella, 5065 nucleotides. RefSeq names its product lysosomal cholesterol signaling protein (gene anchor). Bases 374 to 2860 code for a protein of 828 amino acids. The record is from RefSeq and is a predicted model, not a curated record. The transcript is spliced from 14 exons. Gene Ontology annotation, biological process: intracellular signal transduction; transmembrane transport. Gene Ontology annotation, cellular component: membrane. Lineage: Eukaryota; Metazoa; Arthropoda; Insecta; Lepidoptera; Pyralidae.